AUGCCCCCACAUGGUCUACUUGAAAAUAGGUCAGAAUAUUCAAAAUCUUUCAAUGUACUUGACUAUACACAAAUUGUUGACAACAACCAACGUUUAUUUUUAAACAAUACUAUUUUGAGUAAGUUAUUAAGCAAUAUCGUGCAUCCAUUAGUUUUUAAUGGCUUACUUAGUUUGACAUGUUGUUACUUUGAGUCUAAUGCAUAUAAAUCGUUUUCUUUUGUUCAUAAUUACCAAAUCCGAUUGAUAUUCCACGAGUUAUAUUUGAGAUAUCAUUUGAUUUCUAUUAGAAGUUUAACUGACAUCAUCGAUAAAAUUGAUAGAAGAGACAAACAAAACAGCAAAGAUACUGAUGACUUGUACAUUGGAUUGAUAGGGUCGAUUCUACUCAACUACAUUUCUUUGUAUGAUGAUAACCAAACCUCAUUUGCAUUUUCGAAUGGCAUAAUUCAAUUAUCAAUACAAGUUAUUGAAUUGGCUCAUAAGCAGAACCAAGACAAUUUCAAAGGAGGGUAUAUCGAACAUUUAAUAUUGGCAAGCAAAUCAAGUUUUUUUCCAAGUUACCCUUCCCUUCCGUGUUUAGUAGAGUUCAAAGAAAUGCUAGAAAAGUUUAGACGUUACCUAGUAAUGAAAAAAGUUCUGAAUAACGGUAUACUAUCUAACAUUCAUGCACUAAAUCAGUUUGUUAACAAAUUAUUGGGGAUUUGUAAUACCAACGAUAGUAUCAAUAAUAAUCCCAAAUUAUUGAAACAGUUGUUACGAGAGUGGCUACUUAUUAUACCGACAAAUUUAUACUUAUUUAAUACCAACCCUAGUGACAGCCAUUGUAUCCCCAAUACUACUCCUACGACCGACACUUUGGCCGCUUUUGCUAUCAAUAACAACGAUAAUAAUAAUAUUAUUCAAUAUAAAAUAAUUGUGAUGAUGUAUUAUGAAACAUUAAGUAAAGUGUUAGAUAAUUUUUUCCCCAAAACAUUAUUUUAUAAUUUAUAUUCAUUUGGAUCAUGUUUUACUCGACCAAUUGAGUUUGCAAAAUUGGAUUCUCAAAAAAUACGUUUGAUUAAUUUACAAAUUUUCAGUAAAUAUUGUUUAAAAGUUUGUAAAUUUUUCAAAAUAAGAUUCCAAUUAUUGAAUAAUUUACUAACUAAUAACUUUGAAUAUUUAGAUCAAUUUGUUUAUUCAAUAAAUGAAGUCCCCAUUAAGAAAUUCAAUAAUCAUGUUUUGAAACCAAUAAAUUUUUUGCAUUUCCCAAAAUCAGUACAGUUACCUAUUGAAGAUUUACAGUAUAUAAACAGUUUUAUUCAAGAUACAAGCAAUAAUGACAACAACAACUCCAAUCAACUGUUGUAUAAUUACAAUCACCAACAUUUGGCUCAUUUCAGCACUUCCUUUUAUAAUGAUCCACAAAUAAAUUUCCAUGGAAUUAAUAUGGGAUAUUUGGAUCACGAUCAAUAUCAAUAUCAAAAUCGUCAAAAUAAUUGCUUUGGAUUUGUGAAUACCUUAUAUAAACAGUAUUCUCAACUCAUUAAUAAGCAUUUACAAGAAUCGUAUUCUAAUAUAUUUAGGGGGGAUAAAAGACAACAACUGCUACUACGACUAUCGGUGUCACUGCCACUGUCACUGUUACUGCCAUUAUUACUGCAGCACAUUUUGCAGCAACAGUCAGUUGAAUUGUUAACUGAUUACGAACCAGUAUAUGCCAGACUAAUAGAAGAGAAUGCAUCAAUAGAGAAUAAUUUGGAUAAUGACGAGAAGCUAGCUUGGAUUGUGAAUUUUGAAGAAUUGAGAAAACAAGAGAUGGAUAUAACAACUGAACAAGAUAGUUAA
Messenger RNA from Candida albicans SC5314, 1824 nucleotides. RefSeq lists its product as uncharacterized. The transcript has a single exon. The record is from RefSeq and is a predicted model, not a curated record. NCBI's taxonomy places the organism in Eukaryota, Fungi, Ascomycota, Pichiomycetes, Serinales, Debaryomycetaceae. The coding region runs from base 1 to 1824 and encodes 607 amino acids.